This is a messenger RNA of Colletotrichum karsti, 2139 nucleotides long. Its product is annotated as kelch domain-containing protein. The coding region runs from base 1 to 2139 and encodes 712 amino acids. Lineage: Eukaryota; Fungi; Ascomycota; Sordariomycetes; Glomerellales; Glomerellaceae. The record is from RefSeq and is a predicted model, not a curated record. The transcript has a single exon. Gene Ontology annotation, molecular function: protein binding.
AUGGUUCGUUCAACCACAUACACGGCACUUGCUGCCGCCACUCUCUUUUCACAACUCUCCUCCGCCGCCAUCACCGCUUGCCCUAACGAGGAGGUCGUCUGGAUCACUCCCAUCGGCGUCAAAUACACCGUCUGCCCCGGCUCAGACUUCCAGUAUGGCGGCAACAGUCUGCAACUGGUCAAGGACGUCAACACGACCAAGGAGUGCGUCCAGAUCUGCGACACGGACGCUCGCUGCUACCGGGCCGUCUACGACAAGAAGGACAAACUCUGUCACGUCAAGGAUAACAAGAACGAGAUGAACUGGGCUACCGACGACCGAUUCGACUCCAUCCGCAUGACCAACGACAUGCCCGAGGGCACCUUCAUCGCAACCUGCCCCUUCGACGAAGAGCCUUACAAGGUCCCCAACACCAACGCCGAGUACCGGGUCUGCCUCAACACCGACUACACUGGUAACAGCGCCAAGCAGGUCAAGGAUGUCACCACGAUCCAAGCCUGUGCCGAACUCUGCUCCAACACCCAGGGCUGCAACAAGUCCGUUUUCGACCACAUCAACAACGUCUGCCACAUCAAGGGCGCCGAGCCCGACAACUCGCUCUUCUGGGUCCAGAACAAGCAGUUCACAACCAUUCACGUCCCUGACGCCUACCAGCCAGCCGUCGAGGGCAAGUGGGGAGACCUCAUCCGUCUUCCCGUGAUCCCCGUCGCGGCUUACAUCGUCCCUGCGUACCCCCAGCCUGACAGACUGUUGUUCUUCUCCUCUUGGGGCAAGGAUGCCUUUGGUGGUGCUUCCGGCAAGACUCAGUACGGCGACUACAACUUUGCCACCGGUGAGAUCUCCAACCGCACCGUCACCAACACCCACCACGACAUGUUCUGCCCGGGUCUGAGCCAGCUUGAGGAUGGUCGCAUCAUCGUCCAGGGUGGUUCCGACGCCGAGGCCGUGAGCAUCUACGACCCGGCCACCAACGAGUUCACCCGCGGCCCCGACAUGAAGAUUGCUCGUGGCUACCAGACCUCAGCCACCCUCUCCAACGGCAAGGUCUUCACCAUCGGUGGUGCGUACUCCGGGCCCCGCGAGGGCAAGAACGGCGAGAUCUAUGACCCCGUCGCCAACGAGUGGACCCUGCUCAACGGCGCCGACGUCAAGCCCAUCCUCACGACCGACCACGAGGGUAUCUGGCGCGAGGACAACCACGCCUGGCUGUUCGGCUGGAAGAACGGCAGCGUCUUCCAGGCGGGCCCCGGAAAGGACCAGCACUGGUUCGGCACCGAUGGUGAAGGUUCCAUUAUGAAGGCGGCCACCCGUGACGAUGACGAUGCCAUGUGCGGUAUCUGGGUCAUGUACGAUGCCAUCGCCGGCAAGAUCCUUUCCGCAGGCGGCAGCCCCGACUACACCAACAGCGACGCCAACAAGCACGCCCACAUCACCACCAUCGGCGACCCCAACACCCCUUCCGAGGUGGAGCGUGUCGCGGACAUGAGCUUCCAGCGUGGCUUCGCCAACGCCGUCGUCCUCCCUGACGGCCAGGUCCUCGUGACCGGUGGCCAGCGCAAGUCUCUCGUCUUUACCAACACUGACGGUAUCCUCAUCCCCGAGCUGUUCAACCCUGAGACCAAGGAGUGGAAGCAGAUGGCUCCCAUGGCCGUUCCCCGCAACUACCACUCCGUCUCCAUCCUCAUGCCCGACGCUACCGUCUUCACUGGCGGCGGUGGUCUCUGCUACAUCCAGACCAUCGGCGCCUCCAGCGACAACUGUGACAAGACCGUCGACCACGCCGACGGAGAGAUCUUCCAACCCCCUUACCUCUUCAACGCCGACGGCACUCUCGCCGCCCGUCCCGUCAUCUCCGCCAUUGGCACUGACGCCGUCAAGGCCGGCGGCACCAUCACGUUCACGGUCGAGGGCCUCGAGGGCCAGGGCAAGGUCACUCUGAUCCGCAUCGGCACCGUCACCCACUCGGUCAACAGCGACCAGCGCCGCAUCCCUCUCGACGACGUCCAGGUCAACGGCCAGGAGUACUCCGCCAAGCUGCCCGAGGACUACGGCAUUCUCCUCCCCGGCUUCUACUACCUGUUCGUCUCGACUCCGGCGGGCACGCCCAGCAUUGCCAAGACUGUGCACGUCGUCUUGUAA